Messenger RNA from Candida tropicalis MYA-3404, 849 nucleotides. RefSeq names its product Ardp (gene ARD). NCBI's taxonomy places the organism in Eukaryota, Fungi, Ascomycota, Pichiomycetes, Serinales, Debaryomycetaceae. Gene Ontology annotation, molecular function: oxidoreductase activity, acting on the CH-OH group of donors, NAD or NADP as acceptor. The transcript has a single exon. The coding region runs from base 1 to 849 and encodes 282 amino acids. The record is from RefSeq and is a predicted model, not a curated record.
AUGGACUCCUCAUCAUACUGGUCAUACGACAACAUUGUUCCAAGUUUUAGAUUGGAUGGAAAAUUAGUAAUUAUCACUGGUGGUUCUGGUGGUUUGUCCGCUGUUGUUUCCAGAGCCUUGUUAGCAAAAGGUGCUGAUAUUGCUUUGAUUGAUAUGAACUUGGAAAGAACCCAACAAGCCGCAAGAGAUGUUUUACAAUGGGGUGAAGAACAAAUGAAAGGAAAACACGAAUCUCCAAUUGGUCAAGUCAGUGCUUGGUCCUGUAACAUUGGUGAUGCUGAAGCUGUUGAAUUGACAUUCAAAGCCAUCAACGAACACCACGGUAAAGUUGCCAGUGUUUUGAUUAACACAGCUGGUUAUGCUGAAAAUUUCCCUGCUGAAGAAUACCCAGCCAAGAAUGCCGAAAAUAUCAUGAAGGUCAAUGGUUUAGGAUCCUUUUACGUCUCACAAGCUUUCGCCAGACCUUUGAUUCAAAAUAACAUGACUGGCUCUAUUAUCUUGAUUGGUUCUAUGUCUGGUACCAUUGUCAACGAUCCACAACCACAAUGUAUGUACAACAUGUCCAAAGCUGGUGUCAUUCACUUGGCCAGAUCUUUAGCAUGUGAAUGGGCCAAAUACAACAUCAGAGUCAAUACCUUGUCCCCAGGUUAUAUUUUGACUCCAUUGACAAGAAAUGUUAUUAGUGGUCACACUGAAAUGAAGACAGAAUGGGAAUCCAAGAUUCCAAUGAAGAGAAUGGCCGAGCCAAAAGAAUUUGUCGGUUCUAUUUUGUACUUGGCUUCUGAUUCUGCCUCUUCCUACACUACUGGUCACAAUUUGGUAGUGGAUGGUGGUUACGAAUGUUGGUAA